CGUAAAAAUCCAUUUGUGCCAGUGUUGUCAGAAGAGAAGUAAACUGUUAAUGCCAUUCAUACCCCAAACAGCUGUAGUGUUGGCGUUUUGAAAUAUGAUAGUAGUUGUGCUCGCGGCGUCUCCGCUCGAGCCGGUACAAUUUAACAACAUGGUGGACGUCGUGUAGGCUUUGAGGAGCCAGAAGAUGAGUUGAUCCCCAGCCAAAACAAGCUCGAAAAAUGGCAACAUACAACACCGAAGGACAUGCUGUUGUGGUGGAGGUGAGCCCAGACAUCCAUAUAUGUGGCUUCUGCAAGCAGCAGUAUAAUAAUUUCGAGGUUUUUCUCGCCCAUAAGCAAAAUGGAUGCUCCUUACCAGCAUCUGAAACAUCAGCCUCUACUGCAACAGCCACUCUCACAGAUUCCCGCACUGAGUUUGUUUUCGAGGAAACCUUCCAGACCUGUGUUAUGAGAGGUGUCAAAAAGAUCCUGACCAAAGCACAGAAAACACCUUCCAAAAAAUUAAAACCUUCCCUGACUUCAAAGAGACACAGCUGCUGUUUCUCAGGUUGCACUUUUAAGACGCAGUAUGGCCAAAAAGACAUGGAGCGGCAUCUCAAAACCCACACCGGUGAGAAGCCAUUUGAAUGUGAGCUGUGCCACAAGCGCUUCAGUCGUCGAGACAAGCUCAACAUGCAUAGCCGCUCGCACACAGGCGAGAAGCCGCAUAAAUGUAAACAUUGUCCCUACGCUGCAGCAGACAGCAGCAGUUUGAAGAAGCACCUGCGUAUCCACUAUGAUGAACGGCCUUUUAAAUGCCAGAUCUGUCCUUACGCCAGCCGCAACUCCAGCCAACUCACCGUCCACCUCCGCUCGCACACUGGGGAUGCGCCUUUCCAGUGCCAGCAGUGUGACGCAAAGUUCAAAAUCAACUCAGACCUGAAGAGGCACAUCCGGAUUCACUCUGGCGAAAAACCUUACAAGUGUGACUUUUGUGAAUACCGCUGUGCCAUGAAAGGAAACCUGAAAUCCCACAUUCAGAUCAAACAUGGCACUGAGAACUCCUUCCACUGCGUGCACUGCGAUUUCCAGUGUGCCAGCAAGAAUGCUCUGCGGCAACACUCCCGAGAACACCAACCCAUCCAGCCCAUCCAGUGUUCCGAGUGCACUUACUCCUGCACCAGCAAGGGGGCGCUCAAGGUCCACGAGAGGAUCCACUCAGAGGAGCGCCCCUUUAAAUGUGACUUCUGCAACUUCGCCACCAAGCAGCGCAGCAACCUCGUCAUCCACAAAAAGAAGUGCCACUCGGAUAAGCCUGAAAAAGGCAGCUGCGGGAAAGGUGGCAGAGGUGGAGGAAAAAGCGGAGCGGGUGAGUCUCCGAAGCCCGUCGGCUCCAGAUACCGGGCCAAACUGGAAGCGGCUCGAGCUUUCUGCUGCGACUCGUGCAACGCUUCCUUUGUGAGGGAAGACUCCCUGCGGAGCCACAAGAAGCAGCACAGAGACACUCAGAGUGUGUUGCAGCUCCAGCUGUCCCCCCCGGCCGACACAGUCGACUUGGUCACAACGUCGCACAGCACCACCCGGCUUGACGUUCCUCUCUCGUCUGACUCCCUGGCUCCUUACAGCAGUGCACAGCUCAAAAUCAUCGUCUCUCACCCUCUGGGCCAGGAGAACCCCUUAAGUCCAGCAGGUGUGGAUAGUCAGCAUAAAACCAACAUGGUGCUGCUAAGCCCAGAAAACCAGGACAUGGUUGUCAACUCCAUGAUCCACCAGGUCAACCUGCUCGCGCCUAUGCAACCCCUCGGGUCGACCGCGGAAGCGACCCUUGAACCCCGGACAGUCCUGCUGACGCAGCUCGGCCCCGACGACACCAACGGCCCGCUCCACCAGGCCCUGCUGCACACGGCCAUCGCCGCUCAGGACACCAGCGGCGGCUCGCAGACUUUCAUCACAACCUGCUCUGAGCUGGAGGGCCUCAACGCCUUGAUCCAGGAGGGGGGCACAGAGGUUACAGUGGUGACAGAAGGGAUACCCGCCUUGGUGACCACGGCAAUUCCACCCGAAAUGGUGUGUGGUCCAGCGGGGACGGUUAAGGCCGAGGACCGUGCCUUACGCCGUGAGGGAAGUGCGUUACUGGUGCCAAACAUCCGCCUGGGCAGCCAGAAUGUAGUCAUCCACGGCGCUCCGCUGAUGGCGUCCACUCAGCCACAGCAGAGGGCAAUAGAGCAGCUCCCUCCUCACACACUCUACUCAGACACACACACGCUGGAAGGCCUCCCACAUUGAGCGUUGUUGUUUUUCUGAAUCUACCCAGACUGUAACUGCAUCAUAAGCUAUUUCUUUGCCAGUAAGAACUCUUCGCCCUGACGGUUACGUACGUGCGGGCCAUUAACUGUAACUGCUUCUUUGUUUUUAGCAAUCGACCACUGAAGUAACAACGUUGUUGACGUCGGAGACAUAAACUGUUUUAGUUUUCAGAUUUUAGAAUAAGUAAUUGUUGUCGUAGCACAGUGUGAAUCCAGAAUGUCGUCAUGUUUAACGCUGAAUAACUGUUGAAUAUGAAUGUUAGUCGGGGUUCCCACGUGCCUGGAAAAACCUGGAAAACAGUCAUUGAAAGUGUUGAAAUUCAGAAAAAUGUCCUGGAAAAUGAUUUCAUGUUCUCCUAUUUUCCUUUUAUCUAUACGAGCUCCCCAAAAACGGAUAACAUUACCAUCUGAAAGGGCUAAGUUAUGUUCAGGAACAUAUUAACCUGCAAAGGGAAGUUUAUGGACGAGUUGUGAUGUUUGAAAACGCUGUGAACACAACCCCCAAGUCACGUCACAUGGCAGCAGGUUGGAUGACUUGGAUAUUGUUGAAUUAGUCAGCAUGUUCGGUCCAGUUGCUAAAGUCGAUGGAUUAGGUUACAGCCAUAGACUGCACGAAGAAUCACUCUUCCACAGAGAGGAACAUAUCCGUGUGCGGUGCGAGUGGGAACCCUGUUAAUCAUUCGGACAUUUCACAUUCUCUAUUUUCAAGGGUCAUUAUUUUUGGAGGCAUUAAAAUAACAUAAAAACUAAACCUUAUCUUAAACGUAAUUAUUUAAUUGAAAUAAGGUUUAUGUUCAGGAAAUAUCUUCAGAUAUUCAAAAUACAAAGAAUAAAGUGUAAUACAAAUGGAGCUUGAAUGAAAGUCUUUGUGCCGUGCAUUUCUCCGGAGUGUCCAGCAGGGGGCAGCAGAGGUGUGUGUGUGUGUGUGUGUGUGAAGUUCACUCGCAGUGUAUUGAUUCUACAUAUUCUGUAUGUGUAGCUUCUUCUUUUUCUUUUUUUUUUUUUGUAAAUGAACGUUUCAAACAUUCACGUCCUCGUUCUGAAUCUAGGAAGUAGAUGUCAUUUGUAGAAAACAUUACACUUGCAUAUCAAGGUCUUACUUUCUAAAAGCCAAGUUGCUCUCCCAAUAGAUUUUUCAAUAAAGUGCCUGUUUUGCUUGUG
Molecule: messenger RNA, 3445 nt
Organism: Cottoperca gobio
Lineage: Eukaryota; Metazoa; Chordata; Actinopteri; Perciformes; Bovichtidae
Gene: zfp64
Product: zinc finger protein 64 homolog (mouse)
Exons: 6
Coding region: 219-2264 (681 amino acids)
Biological process (GO): regulation of transcription by RNA polymerase II
Molecular function (GO): RNA polymerase II cis-regulatory region sequence-specific DNA binding; DNA-binding transcription factor activity, RNA polymerase II-specific
Source: RefSeq, a predicted model, not a curated record